AGAUGGGGGUCUCGCCUGCGGAGAACAACUGCUGCUCUCCUGGUUGCUGACCAACACUCCGAAGAGAGAGGGCACACUUUAGGACACUCUGAAUAGACUCGAUAGGAAGUCUUGAGCACUUCAAAAGACUCUAGAUGGCUAUGGGAUAUUCUAUAAGAAUUCCGAAUGGUCCCCAGUUUUGAAAAAUUCGAUAUCAUCUAUAAGAAUUUUUAGGAGACUCGAAGACUUGAGAAGCCUUUUUACUUGAUUUUUUAGAAUAACUAUUUGUUUUUCUAUUCAUGUUUCUUAUAUUCUCAAACCCAAGUUGUGGGAUGCUGAAGGAGGAACUUCCUUUCUUCUAGUACUCAAGGUCUGGCGUUGACAUUCCACCUCUUUCACAUCGUGUUAAACCGCCUACAGAAGGCCACUAAACCCAAACCCAACCCACCAGCGAAUCACUCCAAGACAACUUACGGAACUGCAGAACUACAGAACCUCCAAGUGGUCCCCUCGCAGUGGUCGCCAUGAGCGAUAGCAGCAGCAGCAGCAGCGCCCCGGGGGCGCGGCCUUCCUUUGCCCGCGUGGCCAAGAAGGUUCGCUGUGCGGCGGCGGUGGCCAGCCUGGCAAAGAGCUGGCAGGGCUGGGCCAACGUGCACUCGGAGCAGCAGGAGACCAUCCCCAGCGGCUGGAUGCCCGACUCUCUGGAGGUCGGGGACUCAAAGGAGCAACACACCCGCGCGGUGAAGAAGCUGCUGGUAGCGCCCCGUGUCGCCUCCGCAGACACCGACGACGGCGGUAAGAUCCGCAGCGGGGCCGUGACCAAGAGCGUCCCGCUGAGACGCAGCGAGUGCAGCAGCGGAGACCUCAUCAGCUCCAUCCUGGGCAAGAUGGAGACCGGUCCCGCCGAGUUUAAACCGCUCGCGGGCAGCGAGUCGCCCACCCGGCGUCGCCAGAUGAGGGCGCUGCAGAACGGCGCUGGGGCCGGGGCAGGAAGUGGAGCCCUCCAGGAGAGGAAGUUGAUGCUUCAGGAUAAAUCGCUGGGCUCGCGGAGCAGCAGCCUGGACACGGAGGACAGCGGGCUGGGGGAGGAGGUGGGGCUUAGCGACAACAGCGAAUCAAAGAGGGAGUUGAGUAACGGGCUCCUGAAGAAGCCAAUCGACAGGCCCAAGAUCAAGGUGACCACCACGGGGGACAUCCGGAACCGCUGGCAGCAGUGGUCGGUGAAGCACAUUGAGGGCCAGAAGCUUAACCCCUUCAGCGAGGAGUUUGACCAUGACCACGCCAUGGCCCAGCGGCUGCAGAAGGGCGACAGCGGCUACGGUAAGCCCAAGGAGGGCUCCAAGACGGCGGAGCGCGGCGAGCGGGCGCAGCGGCACGUGCACAAGGAGAUGGAGGAGAUGGUGUGGAUCAUCCAGGAGAUGGGUGACAAGGACCGGCAGGGGAACACCGUGGUGACCUUCGGACGGCUGUUCGACCGCUACGUCAAGAUCUCCGACAAGGUGGUGGGCAUCCUGCUACGCUGCCGCAAGCACAAGAUGCUGGAGUUUGAGGGCGAGAUGCUGUGGAAAGGACAGGACGACCACGUGGUCAUCUCCGUCCGGGAAUGAGCCUGAGACGGGAGGAGCCUGGGGGGGAAUCCUUGGUUGUGAUUGUUGACUUAAGCCAUAAGAGCCCACAAAGCACACAUAUUUUGUUUAUAUUUAUAGUGCAACAAUAGAUCCCAGCAAAACACACCUAGCGCCUUUUUUUGAUUGCUUUGUGUAGGACUGAUUUCUGUUUUGGACAUGUAAAAUGAAACAUUGUGUCAUAUGUCACGUUUGAGGCUUU
Molecule: messenger RNA, 1806 nt
Organism: Gadus macrocephalus (Pacific cod)
Lineage: Eukaryota; Metazoa; Chordata; Actinopteri; Gadiformes; Gadidae
Gene: abraa
Product: actin binding Rho activating protein a
Exons: 2
Coding region: 504-1586 (360 amino acids)
Biological process (GO): positive regulation of transcription by RNA polymerase II; positive regulation of Rho protein signal transduction
Cellular component (GO): sarcomere
Molecular function (GO): actin binding
Source: RefSeq, a predicted model, not a curated record